AUGAGUGCAGAUAAGAAAGACUACGAGCGCAUCUGCAUGGAAUACGGCAUCACCAACUUCCGUGGGAUGUUGAAGAAACUGAAGAAGAUGAAGCAAGAGCAAGGUGACGACAUCACAGAGGACAGCGAAAUGGUCACCUACUCAAAAGAAGAAUGCAACGAAAUACAACAUUCUCUGAAGCAAGUUGGCAAAAAACAUGACGCAGAGCUCUACUCCAUGGAUGUGGAUGGUGCCACUGUAGACUUAAAAGCACCUGAUGUCGACUUUGCUAUUAAAAUCCAAGAGGUCAUGGCGGAGGAAAGACAGGAUGCAGUGUUUACAUGCGUCCUGACGGGGCCUCUAGACGAGAUCAAGUGGUUUUGCAAGAACAUGCAGCUGUCAAACGGAGAAAAAUUCGAAAUCACCGUCUCGGAAGAUAAGCUCAUCCACAAGCUGAUGGUGCGUGACUGCCUGCCAUUGGAUGCUGGCAUCUACGUUGCUGUGGCAGGCAUCAGAUCGUGCAACGCCUGGCUUGUGGUUGAAGCACCUGAUGUCGACUUUGCUAUUAAAAUCCAAGAGGUCACGGCAGAGGAAAGACAGGAUGCAGUGUUUACAUGCGUCCUGACGGGGCCUCUGGACGAGAUCAAGUGGUUUUGCAAGAACAUGCAGCUGUCAAACGGAGAAAAAUUCGAAAUCACCGUCUCGGAAGAUAAGCUCAUCCACAAGCUGAUGGUGCGUGACUGCCUGCCAUUGGAUGCUGGCAUCUACGCUGCUGUGGCAGGCAUCAGAUCGUGCAACGCCUGGCUUGUGGUUGAAGCGGAUAAAGAGGGUAGCAGCAAAGGAAAUAAAGCCGCUCGGAAAAACACCAUGGUGGUGGGUGGUGAUGACGAAGACUUGCUGAGGAUCGCCAAGGAGCAGCAGGAAAGGUACCAGAAAGAAAUGGAGGAGAAGCUGGCUCAAUCGGAGCGGGAUGCCGCUGAGGAAGCCGCUCGGCUGGAGGCGCAAGCGGCUAAAAAGCGGUCCGACGAAGCCAAGGCUGCCUCGAAAGCCGCUGCCAGAGCAAAAAAGGCGGAAGCCGGCGUGGAAGAGCCUUCCAUCAAAGCAGCAGGAAGCGGUUCUGAUGUGACUGUCGAACCGCACCUUGUAGAGCAGAGCGAAGACAAUGAAGUUGGGGAAAAUUCCUUAUUUAUGGAAUCAGUUGAGGUCGAUGAAGUAACAGGUGGAGACGGUGCCCCUGUCCAAGAUAUAGUUAAAGGAAAUGAUCAUGGCGAGGGAACCGCAAAGCCAAAAAGUGAAAAGUCUGGAAAAAAAGAAAAACUUCCCAAAGUGAUUGUGAGCCAAAUUACGGACGGUGAAGACGCUGCUGUCGGAAAUGAUCAUGGUGAGGAAACUGCAGAGCAAAACAGUGAAAAGUCUGUGACUAACUGUCCCAAAGAGAAAAUUGUGGACGGUAAAGACGCUGUUGUUGACCCAGGUGUUCACUUCCACAUCGGACUCUCCGACUGCAAAGCCAUCAUUGGGGAAGACGCGGAGCUUGUGUGUAAACUCAGCAGCGAGGACUGCGAGGGUAUCUGGUACAAAGAUGGAGAAGAAAUAAAGUCGACGGAGGCUAUGACCAUUAUAAAAGAAGGAAGCUACCAUAAGUUGAAACUUCACAAAGUCCCAGAGGAAUUUGCCGGAAAAUAUAAGUUUGAAGCAGAUGGACGGAAAACGGAGGCCUUAGUGGUUGUUGAAGAUCCCCCAAGAUUCAACCGAGAGGACCUAAAAACCUUUAUCAAUCCUGUUACGGUGAAAAAGGGGCACAAAGCAACCUUCAGGUUAGCAUACAUGGGACAGGAGCCAAUAAAAGUUCAGUGGUUCCUCGAGGGGGAAGAGCUUUCGGACGCGGCCAAUAUCAAGCUCGAAACCUCGGAUGGCUGCACACGUCUGCUUCUGAUGAAGCUGCAGCGCAAGGACAGCGGUGAAGUCAAGUUGAAGCUAAAAAAUGAAUUUGCCACUGCCGAGGCCUUAACUGAACUGAUUGUAUUAGAUAAACCCACGCCCCCGAUGGGACCUGUGGAGAUUGUCGAAGCUUCCUCUUCUGCAAUUGAGAUAAAGUGGCGACCACCGAAAGACAGCGGCGGCUGCAACAUAGGCAACUAUAUUCUCGAGAGGCAACAGGUGGGCCGCAAUACCUGGAAGAAGGUUGGGCCCAUCGGUCCGCUGGCGAAAUACCGGGACCUUGACGUAGACCAUGGCCGCAGGUACUGCUACCGCAUCAGAGUGGAGACUGAAAUUGGCACUAGUGAGCUGAUGGAAACGGAGGACAUUCAAGCUGGGACAAAAGCAUACCCUGGACCUCCAUCAACACCAAAGGUUGUCAGUGCCUUCAAGGACUGCAUCAACCUUUCGUGGACUCCUGGCAACUCGGGAGGCACCAAAAUUCUCGGAUACAACCUUGAAAAACGCAAAAAGGGGAGCAAUCUGUGGGGUCAAGUCAACCCGCCGGAUGAGAUGAUCAGAGCUAAAGGGUUUGCUGUUAAAGAUGUGGUAGAGGGAAUGCAAUAUGAAUUUCGUGUGUCGGCUAUCAAUAACUCUGGACCGGGUGAAUUUAGCACACCUUCAGAGUUUGUCUUUGCCAGAGAUCCCAAAAAGCCUCCUGGAAAAGUCAUCAAUUUGAAGGUGACCGACUCCAGCUACACAACUCUAUGCCUGUCUUGGACCAAACCCAAGGACAUUGAGAAGGUCCAGGACGAAGCCAAGGGUUACUUUGUGGAGAUCCGGCCCGCAGAGAACACAGAAUGGAAUCGUUGCAAUUCCAACUUAGUAACCACAAAUUUCUACACGGUGAAAAACAUGAAGUCGCUGGGCAUGUACUGGGUGAGAGUGAUCGCUAUCAACGAUGGCGGCGAGGGGGAACCACAGGAACUGGAUAACUACGUCCUUGCUAUGCCGCCUCCCGUGAGACCACGCUUCACCGACACCAAAAUCAAGAGCUUCAUGGUCGUGCGAGCCGGAAAUUCAGCACGACUUACAAUGAACUUUGAGGCAUCGCCGUGGCCCGAGGUCACGUGGCUGAAAGACGACGUGCCGGUCACUAAAAAAGUGACGAUUAGCAAUGCGGAAGGCACUUCCCAGCUCCUAAUUCCUUCCUCUGAGCGCUCAGACUCCGGGGUCUACACCGUUGUUGUGAAGAACAUUGUCGGACAAGAAACAUUCAGUAUUGAAAUAAGAGUCACAGAUGAACCAAAGCCACCAGGUCCAGUUGAAAUUGAAGAAAAUGUGCCAGGGACGGUGACCAUUUCGUGGACGCCUUCUCCAGACGAGAAACGUGACGACAGGUUGCAUUACAUGGUGAUGAAGAGAGACUCCACCAAGGGCACAUGGUUGACCGUGGCAGAUCACAUUUUUAACAAUAAGUUCACAGCCUGCAACAUAAUGCCGGGCUGCGAGUACCAGUUCCGCGUCUAUGCAAAGAAUGACAUGGGCUCCUCCAAACCGUCUGAAUCACCAAAGUGGCUGCUAUCAAACAAGAAAGAGAAGUUCACAGUGAACAUACCGGAAUCCAAGACCUGGGAUCUCCAGUGCCCCCCGAAGUUCCUCGUCCCACUGAAAAUGCACACCGCUCCCCAAGGAUACGAAUGCUACAUGAGCUGCGCUUUAAAGGGGGACCCGACGCCUCACGUCACGUGGCUUCGCAACAACAUUAGCCUGAAUACCAACACAAACUACUACAUCUCCAACACCUGCGGAGUCUGUUCUCUACUCAUAUUGAGGGUUGGACCCAAGGACACCGGAGAGUACAAGGUGGUGGCAGAAAACCCCAGAGGGAGAGCAGAGUGCUCCACCAAGUUGACAGUUAGGGAAUAAAACAAUUUUAAAAACAUGGAGAAGAUGGACUUUUGACCAGAAAAAAAGCAAAGCUGUCACUCACAUGAAAUCAUUGCUGCUGAUCUUCAGUGUUGAAACAACCCUCUCUGACACCUUGUUAUGGUCCCCUUAUGAUGUCGAAGACUUGUUCAACAAAUGUUGACUUGAUAAUUAUUUAAUUUAAUGCAACAAAAUAUAUAUAUUUUGAUGGGUCUAGUAAAUAAAUUGCCUUACGAACACAGUAUACUAUUAUUAAAAAGUAACGUUUAAGUUGACACAAUCGUCGUAUGCGUGUCUAACAGCAAACAUCACACUGUAGAAAUUAAAUACAUUCAUGUUAAAUGCAUUUUCGUCAAAGCUGACUGUCCACUGCCUGAAUUGGUUAAGUCCCAAGCACUAACU
Messenger RNA from Phycodurus eques (leafy seadragon), 4230 nucleotides. Its product is annotated as immunoglobulin-like and fibronectin type III domain-containing protein 1. The record is from RefSeq and is a predicted model, not a curated record. Gene Ontology annotation, molecular function: protein binding. The transcript has 19 exons. Bases 1 to 3828 code for a protein of 1275 amino acids. NCBI's taxonomy places the organism in Eukaryota, Metazoa, Chordata, Actinopteri, Syngnathiformes, Syngnathidae.